AGAUAUUUAUUACUCUAUGAUUAAACGAGUUAGGUUAGAAAAAACAACAGAUAUACAUUUACAAUUAUUUGGAUAUUUAUCAAUAAAUAGAAGAAUUUCCAAGUGAGAAAUAUAAAAUGGAACAGUUUUUCACGAUACCUUUCACAGUUUUAGAAGUACCCAACAUUAAAAUCAAAAAACCCUCUUGGUUACAUCAACCUUCCUCCUCAACUGUUUUUGCACUAGUAUUAUUCUCUUAUUUCUUGGUAACUGGAGGUAUAAUUUAUGAUGUUAUAGUGGAACCUCCAAGUGUUGGAUCCACAACAGACGAGCAUGGUCACUCUCGACCUGUAGCCUUUAUGCCCUACAGAGUAAAUGGGCAGUAUAUUAUGGAAGGAUUAGCUUCUAGUUUUCUUUUUUCUAUGGGUGGUCUAGGUUUCAUAAUUUUAGAUCAUAUUCACUCUCCUUUAACACCCAAAUUAAAUAGAUUAUUGAUAACUGCUGUUGGAUUCAUAUGUGUAUUGAUUUCUUUCUUCACUACAUGGAUUUUCAUGAGAAUGAAAUUACCAGGAUAUCUCAGUUCUUAAGUUGAACUCACAACUCAUUUUAAUAUCAUUUUUUCAAAUUGAACAAUUUGUACUAUUCAUUAUAUAUUAUCUGUAAGAAAUUUUGUAUCUAAAACCAUAUCAAUUAUA
Harmonia axyridis is the source of this 674-nucleotide messenger RNA. Its product is annotated as oligosaccharyltransferase complex subunit ostc-B. The transcript has 3 exons. Lineage: Eukaryota; Metazoa; Arthropoda; Insecta; Coleoptera; Coccinellidae. The record is from RefSeq and is a predicted model, not a curated record. Gene Ontology annotation, cellular component: oligosaccharyltransferase complex. Bases 117 to 566 code for a protein of 149 amino acids.